UGGUGACCCACUAAACAGAGCAAUCAUUAGAUUUUAUUAAGAAUGGUGUUAAUUUUUAUGGCUCCCAUUUCUUAUAUGCUCCAAAAAGAAGGGUUGAAAUUUGAAUAAACCCUUCAAAUUCUCUAAAGUACAAUAGAAACAAACUUGCUUUCCUUAAUGCUUGUCCUCUUCAAAUCCUUCUUCCACUUGCUCACAAGUCACAAUAUCACACACCAACGCAAAAUAAGGGAAAAAAAGAUUGCCCAUUUGAAUUAUGCCAUUUUCUUUUUUCAUUUGGUUUUUUAGUCAAGAUUUUUGUUUUGCCUUUCUUCAAAGCCACACUCUGAUCAAUUUUGUUCGAUAGCUUGGAGGACUCAAAGCUAGUUUAUAGCUCCCGAAGGGUAAGGCUCGAUGCAGUUUCCUCGUGAGCCAGCCAAUUAUGACGAGGUUUCUAUGCAGCAAAGUAUGCUAUUCUCUGAUAGUUUGAAGGACUUGAAAAAUCUUCGGAAACAGCUCUACUCAGCUGCCGAGUACUUUGAGUUGUCUUACAGUAAUGACGACCAAAAGGACACAGUGGUGGAUACAUUGAAAGAAUAUGCUAUUAAAGCUCUUAUUAAUACAGUGGACCAUUUGGGCUCUGUCACGUAUAAGGUCAGUGACAUGUUAGAUGAGAAGGUUGAUGAAGUUUCUGGAACCGAGCUUCGUUUGUCUUGCAUUCAGCAGAGACUGCGGACUUGCCAGGAGUAUGUCGAUCGUGAAGGUCUCUCUCAGCAGUCAUUGGUGAUAAACACUCCCCAUUACCAUAAACGAUACAUCUUGCCAACCAUUCGAGCCACAAUCCGUGAAACUCCACCACCAUCUAUAGUCGGAAAAAAGAGCAACUUCGCCACAUCGGUUCCCACUUAUGCGUUCAGGUUCGCUUUCGAUGAAGCCCUCAACUCCGAAAGGCUCGAAUUCGAGCACACCAAAUCGAAGCAGGCCAACUACUCCAAACCCUUCACUUGGAAGACAAGCGCUCGAAAAUCAGCUUCCAUGCGGGUCCGUGUUGGGAAGGAAGGUCCUAUAGAAAACGAGCAAUACCCGAGCAAAAGCAAACGUCUACUCAAAUCUCUACUCAGUCGACGCAAGUCCAAGAAAGAUGAAACUUUGUACACUUAUUUGGAUGAAUAU
This is a messenger RNA of Striga asiatica, 1149 nucleotides long. The record is from the annotation of a GenBank genome assembly. NCBI's taxonomy places the organism in Eukaryota, Viridiplantae, Streptophyta, Magnoliopsida, Lamiales, Orobanchaceae.